AUGGUGGAUCAUCAUUCUCAUAGCAUAUCGCUCUAUGUCAUCAAGCCCGGUCAUCAGGCUAUUGAAAGUGUCCACUCAUCUAAUGUUUUUCAUAAGAUUGUUGAGAACCUUGCCAGAAAUCGCUUUGUUUUCGUGGUUUUUGAUGAAAAUGGUUUUGAUGCGUUAAAAGGAAUUUGA
Molecule: messenger RNA, 177 nt
Organism: Plasmopara halstedii
Lineage: Eukaryota; Oomycota; Peronosporomycetes; Peronosporales; Peronosporaceae
Exons: 2
Coding region: 1-177 (58 amino acids)
Source: RefSeq, a predicted model, not a curated record